AUCAGUCACUAAUUUGAAUCGUCGUUGAAUACAGGAAAAAAAAGAUGAAAUUAUUUGCCAGUUUUUUGCUGGUCACGUGCCUCGUCACGGGAAAUCUCGCUCUCGAGUGGUGGGAAAACGCGAAUUAUUACCAAAUUUAUCCGAAAUCGUAUGCGGACGCGAACAACGAUGGAACGGGCGAUUUGGCAGGCAUCCAAAGUAAAAUCCCCUAUUUGAAAGAGCUUGGAAUGGACGCUGUUUGGCUUUCGCCCAUUUUUAAGUCUUCCUGGAAGGAUGGUGGUUACGAUAUUUCCGAUUUUAAGGCAAUUGAUCCCGUUUUUGGUACAAUGAAGGAUUUCGAAAGUCUUUUGGCGACGUGCAAGGAACACGGAAUAAAGCUAAUUUUGGAUUUCGUGCCGAAUCACUCGUCGAACGAAUGUGAGUGGUUCUUGAAAUCCGAACGCAAAGAAGCUGGCUUUGAAGAUUUUUACAUUUGGCAUCCGGGAAAGCCUCAAGGAAGUGGACAACCUUUGCCGCCAAAUAACUGGAACAGCGUCUUCCGUGGAUCCGCCUGGGAGUGGAGUGACGUACGAAAAGAAUAUUAUUUGCAUCAAUUUGCGAUUGCACAGCCAGAUUUGAACUACCGCAGUGAAAAUGUCGUCAAAGAGAUGAAAAGUGUGCUGAAAUUCUGGUUGGACAAAGGCGUUGACGGGUUCCGCGUUGACGCAAUUCCACAUUUGUUUGAAGUUGAAAAAGAUAAAGACGGAAAUUAUCCGGAUGAGCCAUUGUCCGGUGAUUGUACCGAUGAUUCAUUAAAGCAUUGUUACUUGAGUCACAUUUACACACAAAACUACCCAGAAACGUACGACAUGGUUUAUCAAUGGCGCGAAGUCCUGGACACGUACAAAGACUCUCCGCGGCUCAUGAUGACGGAAGCUUACACGCCUCUGGAGAACAUCAUGAAGUACUUUGGUGACGGCAAAAAGAACGGAAGUCACAUUCCCUUCAAUUUCGAGGUCCUGACAUCAACUAGCGCCACUUCCACUGCCAAACAACUCAAAAUUACGUCGGAAAAUUACAUGAAUCACCUGCCAGCCGGACGUUUCGGCAACUGGGUCUUGGGAAAUCACGAUCAACGUCGCAUCAAGUCACGCUUGGGAGGCGAGGCGCGUGCCGAAGUCUUCAACUUUUUCCUGCAAACGAUGCCGGGACAUGCCAUCACGUACCAGGGCGAGGAAAUUAUCAUGGAAGACGUUCACAUUUCGUGGGCCGAGACGCAAGAUCCGCAAGCUUGCAACACCAACUCGACUGUUUACGAUGAAUAUUCACGUGAUCCAGCAAGAACGCCGAUGCAAUGGAAUAACAGCACGAACGCUGGUUUCAACAACGGAACAAAAACCUGGCUGCCUGUUGGUUCAAACUACAAAACUUUAAACGUCGCUUUGCAAGAAAGCGCUGAAAAUAGUCACCUGAAAAUCUUUAAGAAACUCGUUCAAUUACACAAAUUACCGGCUUUCCGUGAAGGAUUGUACGAAAGCGCGAAUAAUUUGGAUGAAAAUAUUUACUCUUACAUCCGAACUCAUGGCGAGGAAUCGUAUUUGGUGGCCUUGAAUCUGGCGAAACAAAAUAAAACGAUCAACUUUGGCAACGUUUUUCGUCAUUUGAAGCCAUCUGGAGAAGUGGUCCUAUCUUCGUUGAAUUCUAAAAUUGCAGAAAAAACGAAGAUUGUGAUGCAUGAUAACGUCGUUUUGUCACCGGAAUCUGCACUUGUUGUUAAAAUGAAUGGAGCUUCUACGUUAAUUGUUAGCACAAUUGCACUUUUAGCUACUGUCGUGAUGACUUUUUUCAAUAAUUUCAUGAAUUAAUGCAGUUUUUUGUUUAAAAAAAUAUUGUUUUUGUUCAUUUUCUAGUAAAAUUCAAUCUUAAAUUAUCUUA
Culicoides brevitarsis is the source of this 1914-nucleotide messenger RNA. RefSeq names its product maltase A1-like. The transcript is spliced from 4 exons. The record is from RefSeq and is a predicted model, not a curated record. NCBI's taxonomy places the organism in Eukaryota, Metazoa, Arthropoda, Insecta, Diptera, Ceratopogonidae. Gene Ontology annotation, biological process: carbohydrate metabolic process. The coding region runs from base 45 to 1844 and encodes 599 amino acids.